UAUUUUGACAAGCGACGUGUGCGGAACGCAACGCAUUACGCGCGGUGUUCAUCUGAUCAAAUUUCGUUUACCUUUUCGUGCGUAGCGCGGAUCAAGCAGACUCUAGCACGGACACCACACACACACACACACACAAACACUUAUGCGAGCUAACUGUGUCUUUAUGUGAACGUAUUCCUGUGUGUGUUUAUGUGUUAAUACUUUUAUAUUUUUUUACUCUUUUGUUUGCGUGUCUAUGUUUGUGUGAGAGACAUUUGGUGGUAAAACGUUAACAAUUGUAGUUAAAAAAAAAAAAAAAGGAAGUUCAAUCAGCAGCCGCAGCGCAGCACGCGCGCUGCAGGCAGCAGCAGCAGCAGCAGCAGCAGAAAUGGCUCAGUGUUGUGAGACGACAACAACAACGGCAACAAUGUCCUCGCGAUUUGGCAGCACUGCCAGACAGGCGACGCUGGCGUCCGCAUUGCUAUCAGCGCCUGCGACAACAACAACAACAACAACAACAUCGGCAGCAACAGCAACAACAACUCAGCAGUGCAACAACAGCAGCAGCAGCAGCAACAGCAGCAAUUCAAAACAUUUCAAUUACAUUGCAGCUAGUUCGGCUACAAUCGAUGAGGACAACCCCGACCUACCUCCCACAACAACAACAGCAGCAACAGUAACAGCAGCAACAACAGUAACAGCAGCAACAACAGCAGCAGCAACAACAGCAGCAAUAACAACAACAGUUGCUGUUAAAUUAUUGCCGACGCUUUACCAAAAAUUGACGCCUGCUACCCAAUUGCCCGCCCAAUCCAACAACAACAACAUCAAUUCCAAUUCCAAUUCCACAUCCUCCGUAUCCGCAUCCGCAUCCGCAUCUGAUUCGAAUUCCAUAUCCAAUUCGAGUUCAACGUGCAGCUGUUGUUGCCGUGAUAACUUGCAAAUCUCUGGCGAUUUGCUGCUGCAACAACAGUUGGAACAACAACAACAGCACGCCGCCGCAGUUGCCGCCGCAUCGGUUGUAUUGGCCAAACAGGUGGUACGCUCCGUGACCGCCACAAGCAUCAUGGAUAUGCCCUAUAACACCUCGCCGUCGCUACGCGUACGGACCACCUCGCUGAAUCAGCUAAAGAAAACGGCCGAUUUGGCCAUUGAGAAUGAGCUGCAUGUCUGCCCCUCGAUAAUGUCCGAUGAGUUGCGCAAAUUGUUGCCGCCAACAUCGGAAACGGUUAUGACAAAACCGUUUCCGAUACGCGGCGAACGCACCAUAGCCGAUUGCACGACACCGCAUGUGAUUGCCAUGGUGGGUCUGCCGGCGCGGGGUAAGACCUUCAUAUCCAAGAAGCUGGCACGUUAUCUCAACUGGAUUGGGAUCGCGACGCGUGUCUUCAAUUUGGGCGAAUAUCGGCGGCAUGCAACAACCGCCUACAAGUCGCACGAAUUCUUUCGUGCCGACAACGAGGAGGCGAUGGCCAUACGGAAUCGUUGCGCCAACCAGGCCCUGCACGAUGCCUGCGAAUGGCUGCUGAGCGGCCUCGGGAGCAUUGCCGUCUUCGAUGCGACCAAUUCGACGCACGAUCGCCGGCAGCUGAUCUAUGAUAUUGUUGUGAAACAGCAUAAUUUUCGUUUGUUCUUUGUGGAAUCGAUAUGCGAUGAUCCGCAAAUAAUUGAACAGAAUAUACUGGAGGUGAAGGUCAGCUCGCCGGACUAUAUCAAUAUGAAUACCGAGCUGGUUGUACGCGAUUUCCUGCAACGCAUCGAACACUACGAGGAACGCUAUCAGCCGAUCGACGAGGUCGCCGAAACCCAUCUCAGUUUCAUGAAGGUCUACAAUGCCGGCAAAAAGGUGGUCGUCUACAAUAAUGAGGGUCAUGUGGAAUCGCGCAUCGUUUACUAUCUAAUGAAUAUACACAUUACGCCGCGCACCAUUUAUCUGACACGGCACGGCGAAUCCGAGCACAAUUUGAGCGGUCUAAUUGGCGGCGAUUCCAAUUUGAGUGCACGGGGUCAUCAAUAUGCAAGGGCCCUGUCCUCGUUUAUAGCCCAGCAGCAGAUCGGUGGUCUGCGCGUCUGGACGUCCUGGAUGAAGCGUGCCAUACAAACGGUGGCGGAUGUUAAGGCGCCGCAGGAACGCUGGAAGGCGCUCAACGAAAUCGAUGCCGGACACUGUGAGGAGAUGACCUAUGAACAGAUUAAGGAACGUUUUCCCGAGGAAUUUAAGGCGCGCGAUGUUAACAAAUUUGCGUAUCGUUAUCCGCGCGGCGAAAGCUAUGAGGAUCUGGUUGCACGCCUCGAGCCGGUCAUUAUGGAAUUGGAACGUCAGGGCAAUGUACUUGUUGUAUCACAUCAGGCCGUAUUGCGUUGCCUGUUCGCCUACUUUCUGGACAAGUCCGCCGAUGAGCUGCCGUAUCUGUAUGUGCCGCUGCAUACGGUUAUUAAGCUAACGCCCGUCGCCUACGGCUGUAAGGUGGAGCAUAUUAAGCUGCCGAUCGAUGCGGUCGAUACGCAUCGUCCAAAGCCAAAGAUACCCGGCGAUGUUAGCCAACCGGGCAUGGAUGGUCUCAGCGGUGAGCUGGUCGCGCCCGAUGGCGUCGGCAAGGUGCUCAUCGUGGGCGAUGAUGUGGCAACGGCAACGGCAGCGUCCACCAACGGCAGCGGCGGCUCUCGUCUCGACACUCAAUGACAUUGCCCCCCCCUUUGCCCCCACAAGCCAACCAAAUCCAAGACAUUAUAAAAGGCAACCCCGUACCGUACCCAACCCAAGCCAUGGUCCGAUCGAUCCACAACAGAACUACAAUAGAAAAAACAGAGCUCACUCAACACACACACACACACACGCACACAGCGCUGGCGUUGUAAUCUUAACAGCUGGCUUAACAGUCGCUGUUAACGCAGCACUUACAUUAACAGCGGCAGUUUACGGCCUAAAACAUAACCCAAUCAAAUGUUAAAGUCACAUGAGCUCAUAUAGACAGCUUAUAGUUAUUGCUGUUCAAAUUGAAUGUUACGCUAACAGCCGCUUUAACUUACACUAGACUUAACAGUUGCAGAUAACAUACAAUAUUUUUGCGCUUUGCUCAGCAACAGCUUCAACAUACUUCUUAACCUCAAAGCUGUUAAAUGUUAGAAAAGUUAGCUUUUGCAGCUUUUACUCUUAACUGUCGUUACAAACUGUAGAAAAACGCUCGCAGAAAUAAAUGUCUGCUAACUGGCUUUGUACUUCGUACUGUUAACAUUUUAACAGUAACAUUAACACACACACUUUAACAGCAACAAUGUCUGUUUACCAUCCUUUACAGCUGCUGUAGCUUGUAAUGUUAUUCCUUUUCAUUUAACAGUGUACUUACAUGAGCACGAAACAAAAAAUGCUUACAGUCUGCUAACAGUUUAUGUUUAAAUGUUAACUGUAACAGUAAAAAGUGCUGUACUUCAUAAUGUUAACGCUCUCUUGAAGAGCUGUUAGCAAUAACAGUCGCUGACUUUACCCCCCCUCUCUCUCUCUCUCUGUCUCUCUCUCUCUCUCUCUCUGCUAAUUUUAUGCCGCUUGCCUUUGUGUUUUAGGCUUAGAUUUAACAACUUUUUGUUUUCAUCUCGAGAUUUUUUUUUUUUAGCUAAUUUUUGAAAUGUUAAUUUUCUGUUAAACAUUUAUUUUAUCUGCUUUUGUCAUUGAAAUUGUGCUAAAUUGUGAUUGGAAUGACGCUGUUAUAUUGAUGUACUUUACUUACAAAACUUAAGAGACACAAGAACUUAAACCGUUAACCGUAGCCUAGAGUAAGACGAAAUAUAUAUUUUUAAAACAUUUUUUUAUAUAUAUAUUAACAUUUAUUCAAAAUUUUACAACUACAUACAUAUAUUCACAUUUUGUUUAUCUUCUUUUCGCUGCUAACAAUGAACUGAGACCUUUGCUUCAAAAUCAGAUAUAUAUAUAUAUAUUUAUAAAAUUAAAUACAAUUAUAAAUGCGUAUAAUUAUGUACGAGCGAAAUAAAUGAUGAUGUGCGUUUUACUUAAAACGUUAGCCAACACUUGAUUGUAACUGUACUUGUCGUAAGUUUUCCGUUGAUUCCGUGUCUUUUGUCUUAUUGCGUUUACAAAAUAUAAACUAUAAAUCUAUAUAUAUAUACACACACACACA
This is a messenger RNA of Drosophila montana, 4112 nucleotides long. It is a transcript of the gene Pfrx, whose product is annotated as 6-phosphofructo-2-kinase. Bases 368 to 2662 code for a protein of 764 amino acids. NCBI's taxonomy places the organism in Eukaryota, Metazoa, Arthropoda, Insecta, Diptera, Drosophilidae. Gene Ontology annotation, molecular function: fructose-2,6-bisphosphate 2-phosphatase activity; ATP binding; 6-phosphofructo-2-kinase activity. Gene Ontology annotation, biological process: fructose 2,6-bisphosphate metabolic process; fructose metabolic process. The transcript has 2 exons. The record is from RefSeq and is a predicted model, not a curated record. Gene Ontology annotation, cellular component: cytosol.